Molecule: messenger RNA, 1743 nt
Organism: Zingiber officinale
Lineage: Eukaryota; Viridiplantae; Streptophyta; Magnoliopsida; Zingiberales; Zingiberaceae
Product: protein BREVIS RADIX-like
Exons: 7
Coding region: 489-1583 (364 amino acids)
Source: RefSeq, a predicted model, not a curated record
GUGAAAUGUGCGGGUAAACGUUGGACGACGGAAAAGAUGAAGUUGCAUGCCUUAAAAUACGCAGACAUGACCAACAGCUCCAUUUCCGCUUCGAGCUCAGCACGCACGCCGCCGGCGCAUUUACUCUUAAUCCAUCACCUUCCUCUUCCUCAAGAAUAAGUGCUGCAGGCGUUUCAUUCAGCAGUGAACGAAUCGAGAUUUAGCUUAAUCUUCCAUCCAUGGCGUGUGACUAUGUGAGCAAUGAGAGAGUGAGAGAGAGAGGGGGCAGAGGAGCAAAAGCCUGGCUCUGCUCUGCGUGGUGCGUAGCUUGCUUCCUCCAGUCUACUUAGCAUCUCUUCGGACAACGCGUGCGUGCAUCAUUAAUCCUGCCUCCCCUGUUUUGCACUGUUCCUAUCACAAGCUUCUCCUUUGCCGUCGUCGUCUUCUCCGAGUGAUCAUUAAAUCCUGGCAAAGCCCGAGCGGUGAUCGAGAAGCUAGGCGAAGACGAGAUGUUGGCGUGCAUCGCUUGCUCCAAGCACGGCCUGGACGACGGCGGAGAGGAUGCGGUGACCAACUCAGCCGGCAACAAAGAGGCCAGCAAAAGCCUCACCUCUCAGAUAAAGGACAUGGUGUUGAAGGUUUCUGGCUCUUCUCGCCAGUGCAAAGGCGGAGGAGGGAGCUCGUCGUUCCGGAGCAAGAGCUUCCACCCGCACCACUACUUCGACGACGGCGAGAUGAUUGCUGUCGCGCGGAGCCACCACCGACGUCCCCUUCGGCCAGCUAGUGCGAAAGCGUGGGACGUGAGUUAUGAGGAGGCGAGGAGCAGCGCAAGGUGGACCGGCAGCGGCGGUGCCGAUGCAGUCGCGGCGGCGCUGGGGAACGUGGUGCUGGAGGACGAGGGGCGGCCCAAGGAGUGGGUGGCGCAGGUCGAACCGGGGGUGCACAUAACCUUCGUGUCGCUCCCUGGCGGCGCCGGCAAUGAUCUCAGGCGCAUACGAUUCAGCCGGGAAAUGUUCAACAAGUGGCAAGCACAGAGGUGGUGGGGAGAGAACUACGACAGGAUCAUGGAGCUCUACAACGUCCAAAGAUUCAACCGCCAAGCUCUGUCUCCACCACCAAGAUCCGACGACGGCAGCGAGAGAGAGUCAUUCUACUCGAGGGUGGGCUCGAUACGGGAAAGCUCAGCCGGCAAAGAUUACCGCAGCGCCAUCAGACAUACAAACCGGCCGCCUUUGACGUCCACCGCCGGGAAAGGGGUGUGUUAUCCGUUCGUGCCGGAUCCAUCCGAGCAAUUUUUCCCCCACCACCUCCACUACGGAGCAGGAGUUUCCGGUGUCAGGGCAGAGACCUCCUCGGUGGACGCGUCAAGGACCACCACCUCGUCCAGGGACGAAGCUUCCAUUUCCAUCAGCAACGCCAGUGAUAUGGAGAUAACAGAGUGGGUGGAGGAAGACGAACCAGGAGUGUUCAUUACCAUCCGCGAGCUCGCCGACGGCACUCGAGAUCUCCGGCGUGUACGAUUCAGUCGAGAAAGAUUUGCGGAGGUUAAUGCGAAGCUUUGGUGGGAGGAGAACAGAGAAAGAAUCCAGGCGCAGUAUCUAUAGAACUGACUCAGCAUCAGAAACAAUAAACGAAAAAUAGGACAGAAAAACCACUGAAAAACGAAGUAUGUUUGACUUGUUUUGGCAUUCAAUGCAUUUUGAUCCUUGUGCUGGAAAAACAUGCUUUAUUCUAUAUUGUAGGAAGUUUAUAUUGUUUUGAAUA